This is a messenger RNA of Mycena indigotica, 2685 nucleotides long. Its product is annotated as J-kappa-recombination signal binding protein. Gene Ontology annotation, molecular function: RNA polymerase II cis-regulatory region sequence-specific DNA binding; DNA-binding transcription activator activity, RNA polymerase II-specific. The record is from RefSeq and is a predicted model, not a curated record. The transcript is spliced from 7 exons. Gene Ontology annotation, cellular component: nucleus. NCBI's taxonomy places the organism in Eukaryota, Fungi, Basidiomycota, Agaricomycetes, Agaricales, Mycenaceae. Gene Ontology annotation, biological process: regulation of transcription by RNA polymerase II. The coding region runs from base 1 to 2685 and encodes 894 amino acids.
AUGACCUCGACCUCUUCCUCCUCCUGGGACCUUCAAGGCAUCCUAAAUCCCACUUCGCGCGACCCAAAAAUGUCCGCGCUCGACUAUCCACCACAUGACGCCCACCACUUCGACAACCCAGAAGGCCAUCCUUUUGACUCUAAUUACCGCACCAACUCCUCUUCUUCAUCGUCCCUCGCUCCUCCUCGCUAUGUCGACCAAAUUUAUCCUCCAUCGUUCCCAGACGCGUCCUACCAAUCGAGUAAUGGUACCUACCCCGACCUGGGGUCACUUCCCAGCUACAACAGUGGCAAGGUUUCUCCAUUGACGCCUUCAUUCAAGGACUACCCUCCCAACUAUCCCGAUCUUGGUUCUGACCGCCGCCUUGGUUCCAACAAUUACCAAGCCGACUUUCCCGACGAGUAUAUGCCGUUUGCAGGGUCACAAUUCCCUGACAGACUCCCUCCACGUUUCCCUCCCGACCAUCGCUUUAAUCCGGCCCCGCCACCAAUGCACGGCUCUGACAUGGUUGGUGUGGCUCCCAAUGCCAUUCGCGGUGACUUCAGGCAGCCGCCAUACGACGAUAUGCCACACUAUAUGUCAAACCCUGAGCUGAAUGGUGCCCGUGCCAUCGACGACACCCUUCGCCAAAUGAACCUACAACCCCGACCUAUGGGUGGCUCUGGUGAUAUCCUCACUUUCAUUCGGCAUGCCGUCUUCCAUCAUUUCUUUAUUCAAACUAAUUGUUGGUCAGACCAUAUCUCGAACAAUAUGUUCGGACCCCCAACCGACUCGCCUUUGGCGAGCGGACCCUCAUCGUCAUGUCUAGUAAGGUUGCCCAGAAAUCGUAUGGUACGGAAAAACGUGACCAGAUUCCUUUGUCCACCGCCGACCGCUAUCAUGAUCGGCAACUCGUGGUGGAACGAGGUCAUUCGUCGCGGGGACGAGCCAAAAUUAUGUCCUCCUCGAGUUCUCAUCUCCAUCUCUGGGGAGCCAGCACCGCAAGAAGGCUCUAUUGAAUGGACCAGUGCAUCUGGGAAAUCUUUUGAUAUCUCAGAUCCUCCUACUGGAACGACCUAUACUGGUCGAUGUGUUGGCAAGCAGCUCUUCAUCUCCGACGUCGACGAGAAGAAGAAAAAGGUGGAAGCGCUGGUGAGGAUUACCGCACCAGCCACGGACGAAGAACCUGAGAGGGUCAUUGGCACGUUCCCAAGCCGACCCAUCAAGGUCAUCAGCAAGCCUAGCAAAAAACGUCAAAGUGCCAAGAAUCUCGAACUUUGCAUCAAUCAUGGGUCAACAAUCUCUCUCUUCCACCGUCUGCGUUCACAAACGGUGUCGACCAAGUACCUCUGCGUGUCUGGCUCAGGUUCAUCCUUCAAGGGUUCCGAUGGAGCCCCUUUAACUGGUCUCGACCACCGCACACGGACCAACACCCCUUCCUUCAUUGCCCGGACCGCCAGUUGGGAUCCGUUCGUAAUGUACAUCGUGGACAUCAACAAACCGGCGGGCGGUAUCGAUGCCCCACCGCCUCCACCUCCACAAUUAGAUUACCCCUCACCCCCACCCAACGCUGUCCCCUUCGCAAACAAUGGGUCUCAAAUCCCCAUCUACUACAAUCAGACUGUGGUCUUACAAUGCCUUACAUCUGGCGUUGUCAGCCCAGUCCUGAUUAUUCGUAAGGUUGACCACCAAACUACUGUUGUUGGUGGUGGCCUAGUGGAAGGCGCCAAAGGAGUUGCCGACCAUUAUUGUGCGCCGGGAGAAGUUUGUGGAGACCCGGUUUCCCAGCUUCACAAAAUUGCCUUCGAGGUUUAUGAUCCCGCUCGGGGAAUGCCUGAGCCCGGUACUCCGGGUACUUCGGGGGCCUUCUUGUCUUGCAUGGGCGAGAAGGUCAACACUUACCGCCCUAUCGAUGGGCGACAAUGGAAUGGUAUUUCGAAUGGCACGAACUCACCUCCCAUGCCCGCCUCGCCAUUGUCGUCCGGACCUGCUUCGGCGGCUGGCAGCGAGUAUUUCCCUCACUCAGCCACCGGGAGCAGCGCCCCUACUUCACCUUCCGCGUCACCUGACUUCUUGUCCAAUGAUGGCGGGCGAGUGAAGAAGAAGCGUGGCUCGACGAGUGCUGGCGGCAUCAGUCCCAUCAACAAGAACGGACCGAAAGGUCGCCGUCGCCCGAGUUCUGCUGGAUCAGUCACUUCAACGAGACGUGGGUCUUCCAGUGAUGGCGGUGCGUCAUCAGGAGCACUUUGGCAAGUCGAUAUUGGGGAGACAAGCGUGUGGACGAUCGUUGGAACCGACCAAGUUCGGUACAACUUCUAUAUCCCACCGGUGCUGCUCGACAGCCAAAGCGCCUCAGGGUCAUAUGCUGUUCCAUCGAAGCCUAUUACCCCAUUCCCUGCUCUUGUCAAGUAUCUUCCCCCAGAUCGGGCAGCAGAGGCACCCAAACACCACAAUGCCGGAGCCAGAAAUGUUUUGACCAAGCCAAACCCUCAUGCGUCAAAACUGCUCACUGUGUAUGGGGAAAACUUCUCAAAGACAGACCCAGUGUCUGUUUUCUUCGGUGCUGAUCCUUCACCAUAUGUGGAGAUUCGGUGCAACGAGGUAUUGGGCUGUCUUCCGCCUGAACAAGGCUCGCAAAAACGACGACCCCUGAUCCUCAUCCGUUCCGACGGUGUUGUUUUCCCCUCGAACGUCUACUAUCCUUAA